AAAUACAAAUUUAAAAGCAUGGAGUAUGAAGUUAAGCAUGAAUGAAGGAAACAUUCUUUAUUCAUGUAUAUCUACUUUUGCUCUUCAUAGGUCUAUCUGGUCACUACAUUAUUCUUCAGUUUAGUUUGCUGUUUAGUAAUUGCAACAAAUUAUUUUCCUAGGAUAAUACCACUGGAACAUCACGUGGUAGAAGGUGACGUGAUACCCUACCCAGUCACAUGAUACUGAUACCGGACUAACCAAAUGAAGAAGGUGCUAGUACCAUCUUUAAUGUCUUUGGUAUAACGCGGCCACGAGGCGAACCCACAACCAACCGCAUCCGAAGCGGUCAAUGAAAAUAUAGGGGACCGUCGUUGUAGCCAAGUAGUUAGGAUCACUUGCCCCUCACCUAUGUUAUGUGCAGCAUAUUAAACAGGACACUGAAACAGCCAAAAAUGUUGAUACUUCGUAUAGUGUUCCUUCCUUUCAUGGAUAUAGUACGUAUGACGAAACAAUGAUGAAAAAAAUGUAUGAUGAAACACUUACUAGAAAAAAGCAAGCUGAUAUAGACACGGAAGAAUACAGAAGUGGAUAUCCAGAUCAGGAAGACAACUUGGAUCUGAAUGAAAACUAUCAAUUCUUUAUGAAUGAAAUUCCUUCAAAACCUCAAGGUGACUACAUCGACACUAUACAUGAACAAUGGUGGGGUGACUACACUAAACCAGAGGAGAAUCGCAAAUAUAUGCAGUGGUUGUUUCCGGUCAGAAGGAAAAGUUGUAACAGAGAAGCCCAAGAACUGCAACCACAUGAAAUACAGAGACUCAAACUUUCUGAAGAUGCAGUGAGGAGGCUUCUAACAUCCUUUAAGAUGAUGCUAGAUUUUUAUGGAAUGAAGCUAAAGAAUGAGGAGGACGGUACGAUUGUAAGAGCUGAAAACUGGAAGGAAAGAUUUGAACACCUUAACAGAUCUGAACAUAACCACUGGUGAAUAACAAGAGUUCUUAAGUGUCUUGGCGAGUUUGACUUUGAACAUUUAAAAAAGAACUUCACAAAAUUCAUUCUUAAGGAAGCGGUACUGAAAGGAACACUCCCAAAUUUGAUAGAGUGUUGCCUUAAUUACUGGAUAGCCGUACUGAGGAUAAAGCAUGAAAGAGAAGAAAUGUACGAGUACUACGAAAAAUUAACUAAAAGUUCAAUCUUUCAGACGAUGUAAAAAUUGACCCAUAGCAAAGGUUUACAACAGCAUCAACAUUGUGGCAAUGCCUAGCAACAAGACAUCCGUCCGCUGAAUCGACUGCUUUAUCUCUACAACCUCAAAAGGGGUAAACUAGAUUCUAAAAAACUGACUUUCACGAAGACCAAAGAAACUGAAAGAGAAUCUCGAAACCAAUUUAGAAUGUUAUCAAAAGAAGUAAGCUAACGUUUGUUUUCAAACACUAAUUGUCGCAAAAUGAUGUUUUGCGAUUGCGCACAGAGAUAAGUAAUUACAUUUAACUGUUUCAAGUUAAAACUUUCAUGCUGGUUUGUUAAUGGUGGUGUUGCGAUUCAUGUGGUUUAGCUGCGUACUUAGCAAUUGUGUUUAGUUUUUAUUCUCCACGCCCACAGGCGCAGAGUAUUUGUGACUGGUUUUUGUGAGUGCAAUGUAUGUCAUUAAUUACGAAAUAACAAAUAACGACUGUUUUAUCAACAUUUACAGUUUAUGCCCCAUUUGUUACAAUAAGUUUGCAUGAAAUCCUGGAUAUUUUACUGACAAGGUUGACGAUACAUACCAAGACAUUGAGCAUUUGAAAUGUAUUAAUUGCAUGCAAUUCACCAAACGCGCAAAUUACAGAUCAUUAAUAGUUACAUUUGUUAUUUGCGCUAAACGUUUGGCAGUAGUACUAAAUAUGUAAUCAAGCAGCACUUCCGGGUUUCAGAUAAUGAUGAAAAGAAACAUUCCUCAUUUUGUCCAGUUUAAGUGGCAUUUUUAUGUUUUAUGUAAGCCAGUUCCUGUAUUUAUUUAAUAACAGACUUAUACUUGACAUUUUGGUAGCAUUUUAAAGGCGAUUUUUGCAUGUAUAAAAAUAUAAACAAACCUUAUUACACACAUUUUAGCUGUCAGUUUGGAAAAUAUUCCAUAAUGUUGACCUAUCAGACAAAAAUAUCACUUAGAAGAUAGAUGAA
Messenger RNA from Mercenaria mercenaria, 2142 nucleotides. RefSeq names its product opioid growth factor receptor-like protein 1. The transcript has 8 exons. The record is from RefSeq and is a predicted model, not a curated record. NCBI's taxonomy places the organism in Eukaryota, Metazoa, Mollusca, Bivalvia, Venerida, Veneridae. Gene Ontology annotation, molecular function: opioid growth factor receptor activity. Bases 494 to 967 code for a protein of 157 amino acids. Gene Ontology annotation, cellular component: membrane.